CACAGAACUUGCCCCUACUUCUUGAAACUCAGUUCUAACUAUCUGAAACAUGGCUCCAAUUCAAUUAAACGAUAUUGCGCACAGAAGAUACAACCCGCUUAAAGACACUUGGGUGAUGUCAGUUUCGCCGCAUAAGUUCAAGCGGCCGCGACAAGGACAGAAGGAAUCUAUUUCACCUCCUGUGAAACCACCAUAUGAUCCCAAGUGCUACCUUUGCCCAGGUAAUUUUCGAGCCUCUGGCGACCUCAACCCUACAUUCUCGGGGACAUUCCUAUUUGAAAAUGAUUUUAGUACAGUGAGGAUGGAUGAGGGUCACUAUGAAGGAGAUGGUUGUCAUCAUAAUACUUCAGAAGACAGCUCCUUCGACAUGCUGCGUGCUGAACCCGUGAUUGGUCGGUGUUAUGUACUCACGUACUCGGAAAGACACAAUUACAACUUUUCUGAUCUGACUCCUUUGCAAGCGAAGGGGAUUGUCGAUGUUUGGGCGACCGUCUACGCACGGCAUAUCUCUACUGAAGAUCCCCUGGCUCUGGCGCAUACCAAACGUCGCGAUUCCAGUUGUGGUGAGAACUGUUCGAGAAACACGGCACUCAGAUACAUGCAAAUAUUUGAUAAUAAUGGACCCAUGGUGGGAGCUUCAAUCCCUCAUCCACAUGGCCAAAUCUGGAUAACCUCGAGCAUUCCUGACGAAGCAAGUCAAGAAUUUACACAUAUGAGCAACUAUUAUAAACACCAUGGAGGCAGCCACUUGCUACAGGACUACGCUCAACUAGAGAUUGCCAAGGAAGAACGCAUUGUUUAUCAGAAUGCGAUGUUCCUGGUCGUCUGCCCCUGGUGGUCAAUCUGGCCCUAUGAAGUUCUCUUAUUACCGAAAACGCACGUCAGCAGGCUUGUUGACCUAAGUGAACUUGGCCGGUUUUGUCUAGCCGAUGCUAUACUUCAGGUGACGAAAGCCUAUGAUAACCUUUUUGGAAUCCCCUUUCCCUACAUUUCGGGUAUUCAUCAAGCACCUUUAAAUGCCACACAAGCCGAGCUAGACCGCAGCUACUUACAUAUGCACUUUUCCCCACCUUUACUAUUUCCUAAUAUCAAGAAAUUUUUCGGCGGCUGCGAAUUAUUCGGGGAGCCGACUCGCGAACUCCUCCCCGAGAUUGCAGCAAAGCAUUUGAGCCAGCUCAAGAGUGAAUUGUAUUUGAGAUCGAUCGCUAGAAUACUAUAA
This is a messenger RNA of Xylaria bambusicola, 1219 nucleotides long. Its product is annotated as galactose-1-phosphate uridyl transferase. The record is from RefSeq and is a predicted model, not a curated record. Gene Ontology annotation, cellular component: cytoplasm. The coding region runs from base 50 to 1219 and encodes 389 amino acids. Gene Ontology annotation, biological process: beta-D-galactose catabolic process via UDP-galactose, Leloir pathway. Lineage: Eukaryota; Fungi; Ascomycota; Sordariomycetes; Xylariales; Xylariaceae. Gene Ontology annotation, molecular function: UDP-glucose:hexose-1-phosphate uridylyltransferase activity; zinc ion binding. The transcript is spliced from 6 exons.